GACUCCACCUGCCCCACCCCUUCCAUCUGAACAGGCUUUCUCUGUGUAGCCCUGAAUGUCCUUGGAACUCACUAUGCAGACCAGUUAGGUCUUGAACUCAAACAUCCACAACCUCUGCUUUUGACGUGCUGGAAUUAAGAGCACAAACAUGAGGCACUGCAUGGGAGAACCAGCAGGUGAAAUAUCUGCAGAGACCAUCUUGUACUGGAACACUGCCAUGUUCGGUGUGUAAAGAGCAUGCUCUUGAAUACCUAGUGUCCACCUGAUACAAGCACAUGGCUGUGUAUAUGUUCAGGAGGAGCUGACUGGAGCUCAGCCUCAGAGUAUUCUGGGUCAUACUUGGUUAAAAUGGCAGAUUUGGGUGGAAGGUGAAAUGUCUGGAUUCACAGAUCACAAUUCACAACAGUUGCUAUAAAAAUAUAUUAAGAAAUUUGGUUUUAUAAAAAAUUGAGUAAAGAUAGCUCCAACUAGAAUAAGUGCAUACCCAAUACACAGGACCUCUUUCAUUGGGAAGGACUGGUUUCUUUCACAAAAUCCUCCUCAUUCAAACUCACCCAACAUAGUAAAACUGUCUAUAACGUUUCUGGAAGUGAGGAUGUUGUGGAUGAAAACCAAGCAAGAUGCUGUUCCUGCUCCAGGAAAACCCACACAUGCUAAAUAAGAAAAGACAUAAUCUAUUAUGUGUGCAGUAUUUAAUGUUGAAGGAGCUCACACACUGAUGCAGCCACCAUAGGACACAGGAUCCAGCCAUGGCUCAGCUUAGGACAGGUGAGAUGAUCUGUAGGGUGUGAGGUGGAGUUGAGGUCUUCAGUGGAAUAUGAUGAGGGGAGCAGAGUUGCCAGGAGUUAUGAAUGAGAUUCUGUUCUUUUCUCCUCAGCCACUGUUCUCACAUAUGAUGAAUGAGAACAGCAGGGUACACACUCAUUCUAACUUAAGGCACAUCUUUUUCUCCGAAAUUGGCAUUGGGAUCUCAGGCAAUAGCUUCCUUCUUCUCUUCCACAUCCUCAAGUUCAUUCAUGGGCACAGGUCCAGACUCUCUGACCUGCCCAUUGGUCUCUUGUCCCUAAUCCACCUACUAAUGCUACUGGUCAUGGCAUUCAUAGCCACAGACAUUUUUAUUUCUUGGAGGGGUUGGGAUGACAUCAUAUGUAAAUUCCUUGUGUACCUGUACAGAGUUUUGAGGGGUCUCUCCCUUUGUACCACCAGCAUGUUGAGUGUCCUCCAGGCCAUCAUCCUCAGUCCCAGAAGCUCCUGUUUAGCAAAGUUCAAGCGUAAAUCUCUCCAUCAUAUCUCAUGUGCCAUUCUUUUCCUGAGUGUCCUCUAUAUGUUAAUUGGCAGUCAACUCUUGGUAUCCAUCAUUGCCACCCCAAAUUUAACCACAAAUGACUUUAUUUAUGUUACUCAGUCCUGCUCUAUUCUACCCUUGAGUUACGUCAUGCAAAGCAUGUUUUCUACUCUACUGGUCAUCAGGGAUGUCUUUCUUAUUAGUCUCAUGGUUCUCUCAACUUGGUACAUGGUAGCCCUCUUGUGUAGGCACAGGAAAAAGACCCAGCAUCUGCAAGGUAUCAGCCUUUCCCCCAAAACAUCCCCAAAGCAAAGAGCUACCCAGACCCUCCUGAUGCUCAUGAGCUUCUUUGUGCUGAUGACCAUCUAUGACACUAUUGUCUCCUGCUCAAGAACUAUGUUCCUGAAUGAUCCAACAUCUUACAAUAUGCAAAUCUUUGUGGUGCACAUCUAUGCCACAGUAAGCCCUUUUGUGUUUAUGAGCACUGAAAAACAUAUAGUUAACUGUUUGAGGUCUGUAUGAGAGAGGAUAAUAAAUGUUUGAAUAUUCUGUAUGAGAGAGGAUGAUACAUGUUUGAAUAUUCUUUCUUAAGUAAGAUCCUUAGGAAGAGCUAAUGGGCUGGCAUCAGAACUAUCAGUCAUGGCAUGCUGUCAAUGUGCUUUGCCAAAUGUGAAAUAUAAAGCUGUUUUUCUGUCAAAAUUAUUUAUUUUAAACAACAUGAUGGUAAAAAUGUAACAGAACAUUUAACAAUACACUUUAAGAUAUGACACGGGUGUUUUUUAUUUUAUUUUACUUUAUUUUUUAUUUUAUUACUCAGUGGUUCUUUAAGGGAGCCCUGUAAGGUAGUUCUUGCCCAUCUUGGUCUUAGACAUUCCACACUCUUUGUAAGUAUGUGAACACUUCAAAUAUGUUUUCAUAUUUCAAUUUUCUGUUAUGUAUUUUGACAAAUUAGAAAAGCAUUACUUUGCAUAAGUAGUGCUAUGAUCCAGAAAGAAAAUGAAUUACACACGUAGCUUUCAAAACAGAACUAUGUGCAAAAGGCACACAGUAACUUGAACAGCAACAUUUCUCCUU
This is a messenger RNA of Mus musculus (house mouse), 2359 nucleotides long. It is a transcript of the gene Vmn1r51, whose product is annotated as vomeronasal 1 receptor 51. The record is from RefSeq and is marked validated. Gene Ontology annotation, cellular component: plasma membrane; membrane. Gene Ontology annotation, biological process: sensory perception of chemical stimulus; G protein-coupled receptor signaling pathway. Lineage: Eukaryota; Metazoa; Chordata; Mammalia; Rodentia; Muridae. Gene Ontology annotation, molecular function: pheromone receptor activity. The transcript has 3 exons. Bases 818 to 1807 code for a protein of 329 amino acids.